Messenger RNA from Erythranthe guttata (spotted monkey flower), 2638 nucleotides. RefSeq names its product ubiquitin domain-containing protein DSK2b. The record is from RefSeq and is a predicted model, not a curated record. Gene Ontology annotation, molecular function: polyubiquitin modification-dependent protein binding. Gene Ontology annotation, cellular component: cytosol. NCBI's taxonomy places the organism in Eukaryota, Viridiplantae, Streptophyta, Magnoliopsida, Lamiales, Phrymaceae. Gene Ontology annotation, biological process: ubiquitin-dependent protein catabolic process.
AAAAGAAACAGAGAGAGAAAAUCUAGGUAUUGAAAGAGGAGAUAUAUACGGAGUGUAUAUCUCUGUACGUAUCUUACGUAAUACUUGGAGAUUGAUUUCCACAAUCAAUUUUCUAUGCAUGGUAGGAGUAUAUAUAUAAAUAUAUAUAUGAACUGAUCGAGAGAUAAGAAGAAGAUAUAUAAACAUUUCCCCAAUUUCUUCACUAGGGUUCAGCACUAUCUCUGACGAUCAAUCAAUCCGUAUUUGAUUCUCCUUGUCACUGUCAGAUUUCAUCAGAAUGGGCGGCGGCGAGGCGGCGCACGGCGGAGACGAUUCGAGCAACCGCGUCGGAGAAGAAGUGACUGUCGACGUCAGCUGCGCGAACGGCUCGGAAUUCUCUGUUCAUGUGUACUUGGACUCAACCGUUGAAUUUUUCAAGUCAAUCCUUGCUCGGAAAUGCGAAAUCCCCAUACAUCAGCAGCGUUUAAUCUACAGAGGCCGCAUUUUGAAGGACGAUCAAACUCUUCAGAGCUACGGUCUUGAGGCUGACCAUACUGUCUACUUGGUACGAAGUUUUGCAACAGCUGUAACUGCAGCUUCAACGGAUGCUGGAGUUCGAAGUACAAAUCCAAUUCCAAGCACAGGUGCAGGUUCCAGUGAAGGUGUGCGACGAGGAGGAUCUGAGUUUGGAUCUUCUUUGUCCCCUGGACUUGGCCUAACUGGAUUAGAAAGUGCUAGGAAUAUAUUUCAAGAAAGGCUGCAACAGUUAAUUCAAAACCCCGACAUGCUUAGCAAUAUGUUUAAUAUGCCGUCUUUUCAGAAUAUAAUCAAUAAUCCCGAAACAAUCCGCAAUGUGAUUGUGAACAAUCCUCAACUGAGCGAUAUUAUGGACCGUAACCCAGAGCUUGCACAGAUACUUAAUGAUCCUUCGGGCCUCCGUCAGGCUGUGGAAGCCUUACGGGACCCUGAUAUAAUGCGUGAAACAAUGCGUGAAGUGAUGCGUCUUAAUGCUGAUGACAUUAUCCACAUUGCACAGAUUUUUGAACCAGGAGUACCUGCGGAGGCUGCAACUACAGCUGAUGCAGGUUUUAGUGAAGAUGGCCCACUUGGAGGAUCUGCAUUUGGGUCUUCAUUGUUUCCUGGACUUGGCCUCGAUGGAUUAGGAAGUGCUAGUGAUAUAUUUGAACAAUUACGGCAACAGUUAACUCAGAACCGCAACAUGAUUAGAGAUAUUUCUAAUAUGCCGUUUGUUCAGAAUAUAAUGAACAAUCCUGAAACUAUACGCAACAUUAUCACUGACAAUCCUCAAAUGCGCGAGUUUAUUGACCGUAACCCAGAUAUUGCACACAUACUUAAUGAUCCCGAGACCCUCCGUCAGGCAAUGGAGCCUUCACAUAGCCCGGAAAUAAUGCGUGAGCGGAUGCGCAACAAUGACAGGGCAAUGAGCAACAUUGAAUCUUUUCCUGGGGGCUUUAACAUGCUAAGACAGAUGUAUGAAAAUGUGCAAGAACCCCUUGAGGCCCUGUUGGGAGCUCAAGUUGACAGACUUGGCAGUUGGAAUUCAAAUAAUUCUGUAUCUGCUGGACCUGAAGUCACAACCAAUUCCUCUGGUCCAAAUACAAGACCACUUCCAAAUCCCUGGAAUUCUGCUGGCGCUGGAGGAAUGCAGACAAACUUUGGUAUCCCAGUUCUUGAGCGCACGCCGGGUUCUAUGCCAGUUGGAUCUUCUUCUAAUCAGUUAAUGCAAAAUCCAUCCAUGUACGACAUCAUGGAGAAUCUCUUAGCAAGUCCACAGUACAUGAAUCAGCUGCUGGGCAUGGCUAACUCCAAUCCUGCUGAGUUUAUUAAUCACUUAAGAAUGUCACAGCAACUUCAAAGUUCUCUGUCAUCUCAACUUGGUAGCCAGCCAUCUGUAGAACCUGGUCGAAAUGCUGCUGGAGAAACAGGUCGAAAUGCUGCUGGGGAAACAGCUGCAACAGCUGACAACAUGGGAUUGGAUAUGUUAAUGAACAUGUUUCGGGGACUCGGGACUGUUGGUGGCAUGACCACUCCAAAUAGUUCUCAAGCCCCCCCUGAGGAAUUAUACGCUACUCAACUCUCUCAGUUACGAGAAAUGGGAUUCAUCGAUACUCAAGAAAACAUCAGAGCAUUGAUUGCCGCUGCUGGGAAUGUUGGUGCUGCUGUGGAACGCCUUGUGGGAAAUUCUUAUCGAUAGAGCCAUCAUAUUCUAUCUUUCCUGUUCAUACGUAGCUUUCGAGAUGGAAUUUGGACAAUGCAGAUCACGGUACAUUCAUAUCAUACGACAAAAACCAACUUGAAUAGGUUUGUCUAACAAAUCUUUUGUCGCAUCACUUUGAAAAAGAAAACGGAAACAAACAAGAAACACACGCAAUAUUGAGUGUGUUGUAAAUACAACGUGAAUUCGCAGUAUACUCGGUCUCUUUACUAUGAUUGGUUGGGGGUGUAGAUUCUUGAUAUUCCCUGUUCUAGAAAAUUUUGUAUCGCUAACAAAAUCCCGGUGGUUCGGGUCGUAUCAAAAUUGUUUUUUUCCCCUGUACAGUGAUCUAACAAGUCGUAACUCGUAUAUCUCUAGACCAACUUUCUUGUUGACAUGAAAACUUCCUUGCAAUGUUGCAUUAUAGAAGUUUGUUAGUCUCUU